UUACGAUACUCUCUGCGCAUUCAGUUCGCGGGGAGCGCUCGUGCAGUGCGCGUUGUUGUCCCGUGUUCCUCUAGAUGAUUGAUCACGUGGGAAACAUUGCGCCGAGUUUUCGCGAUUUCGUGGCGGAGAAGGGCCGAGGGAAAGGGAAUAAAUGUGCGCGAGUCCGUAAUGGACAACCCUAGCGGCGGAAGAGAUAGUCGGUACGCAAGUCUUGGCUACAGCAUGGGGAUGAUAGGCAGCGACGCUGGCUCGGAAAUGUACGGCCGACCGUCCACCUCCCAACUUACAACUUCUCAAAUAAGCCGCGGUGGCGCCACCAUGAUGGCCGCGGCCGCCGCUGCAGGCGCACCGAACGCCGGCGUGGGAUCUGUACAGAGAGGUAUCAAGAGGACCACUUCGGACGUCUGUUAUGAUGACAGUAAUGCACGGCAGGCACUUUCGCAACAGCAAGCCAUGUCAAUGUCCACGGACUGUGUCCCCGAUAAUCUCGAGGAGUCGUUCACGAGUUUGGGCCAGCCGAAAAAGUCACCCCCUUCGAACGGUAAGAAGACGAAGGGACGGGUCAAGAUUAAAAUGGAGUACAUCGACAAUAAACUGCGGAGGUAUACUACUUUCUCUAAGAGGAAAACUGGAAUCAUGAAGAAGGCGUACGAGCUGUCGACACUGACAGGUACACAGGUGAUGCUGCUGGUAGCCAGCGAGACCGGGCAUGUGUACACGUUCGCGACACGAAAGCUGCAGCCGAUGAUAACGAGCGAGGCCGGGAAGGCGUUGAUCCAGACCUGCCUGAACAGCCCGGACCCUCCCGCCUCCAGUUCCUCCGGCGACCAGAGGAUGUCCGCGACCGGAUUCGAGGAGACCGAACUGACCUACAACAUAGCCGACGACGAGCAGAAAGAAGACGGUACUUCACCUAGGUCGGACGUUUGCGCGAACGAAAGCGAUGGAGACACCAGCGAUGGCGAUUCUCCUGUGUCAAAGGAUCUCUCGAAAAAUCACUCAGGUAUAAUGUACCAGAUGCCUCAGACGGUAAUUUACUCACCGACUCCGGGGGUUCUACUUGGUAUCGGGCAAAAUGGCCAGCCAGUGCAAAUCUCUCAAGAAGGAGGCACGGUUAACUCGACGCAGAGUAAUCAGCCGUUCAUCACGAUACCGCUGAACGUCGCGAUGAGUGCCGCCGGCUUGUCACUUCCGGUUACGUCCAGGAUGAAUCUGUCGCCGCGAUCGCCAACGACGACGACCACGUCCAGCUGCGAGCUACCAUCGGACCUGAGCAAAGAUCGUGAGUGAUACUAUCGCUGAUCAAGCCUCGAGCACAGAAAAAAGAAAGAUAAGAAAAGAAAAAAAGGAAAAAAAAAAAAAGAAAGAAGCAACCCCGAAGCUUGUCGGUCGCCGAUGCGACAAAAGACUUGACCCGACGAGAUUUGACCGGCCAUCUUUUUCCCAACCGAUCGUUUCGGUUCGCCAAAGGAGGCCAGAGUGAACCGUCGCGCGUACAGAAACUCGAAAAUCUCGCGCUGAACGUAUUUUCUCUUCGGCGACGAGAUGACCUGCUUCGAUCGUUCGUUCAGAUUGAUCCGAAACGGCCGAUUUCUCUGCGAUACUAUCGAUACUCACUGCUAGAAUUUGUUGAUUGUCAUGCGAUUUGCUGUUUUGUACAUUGGGAAAUCGUGGAUUAUUGCCGAGGUCUACCAUCUUGCGAUCUAGCUGCUCGCGACGGUAACGCGUUUCGCUGCGGAGGUGCUUUUCUCAUUGUUCGUGGUGUUCGUUAAAAUUUUUAGCAGUCAUCGAAUACAACAACGUUAUUUUACGAAGAAUUGUAUAAAAAUAAAUAAAUCGAAUCGCAAGUUUGAAUGGAUCUUUGCAUGCGAUUUUAUAUGCGUAAAUGAGUGUUGAUUCACGAUUGACUACGGUGUGAAAUUAUCAUUGCACAUUGGUAUAGUUUUGGUUGAUGCUGGGUUUCGUUGGUCGAUGUUUAAUAUCGAUAUUCGUGCAAUACUAGUCUGCCCGAUAAUUCUUCCACGAUGUAACUGUUCACACUGUCCUCGUAGAAUUCACCAUCUUUCGAAAUAUUUCGAAAUAUUUCACAGAUUGUUAAUAGGAAGGAGAGGAUUCGAUAUUUUUCAACAUUAGACAUUAUCUAGAGAAAGUUUCGUGGAGUUGAUCAGCCGAAUGAAGCCCGUUCGAGUGUUUUAAUAAAGAGUAAUAAUAAAAAAAUUUAUUGAUACAUUUUGUGUACCGAUUUUGUUAUAAUUAUACGUAUGUCGGCGAUUUGAAUCUUGUCAUUUUCGAUUUUUCGAGCUUUCGCAACGUAAAUUAUUAGUAGCAAAUAGUUACAAAACUUGCAACUCGAAGUGGUGCCAUUCGACUGCGGCGAAUUUGUUAGGAUUCUUAUCCUAGGAAACACAAGUUUGUAUGGUUGUUCGAGAAUUAUUUUAAAGUUACAAAAGAAAAGAAAGAUAUCGAAACUCGUGUGACAACGAUGAUUCCUCAAUCGUACAGGGUGCUUCUAAAAAUAAUCUAUAAUGACGUUAUCGUUUCUUUUAACUACAGAGAAGAAAGUAUUUGAUAUAUUUUUUAACACAAAAGUGCGAUUAACCAAAGACCUUUUUGGUUCAUUCGAAUUAUAUUAUUUAUUAUCUUAUCCGGAUAAUGAUUCCUCGAGAAAUAACGACCUGUUCGCGAUGACAUCGAGAACUAUAUAAAAAUCACUUGACUUUGUUGAACUCGUGAAUCAGUCAUAGAAUAGUAAAGGCAACAAUGAUGUCUCGAGAUCGAUAAUCAGUUAAUUGAUCGAAUCGCUCAAUUGGUCAGUGAUAGUGUUGGUAGUCGUAAUCGUUUUUUAACAAAGAACAAUACGAUUAAAGAAUUAUACAAUUAUCGUGUUUAAUCAUUAACCAUAAAAUAGUGAUAAGCAUGCAUUAUUGUCAACCAAGUUGAUUUAACAGUAUUUUUAAUCAUCCAAUAAUCUCUAUUUUACACGAUAUGGAAAUAAAUUAUCAGCUUACGAUAAACAACACGCGAAGAACCUGUAUUUUUUUACAAUACACCUACGAAUAUACAACUUUUACACGGAUAGUACUAUCGACACGCGAGGAACAUUGUCAGGCUUGCCAGUUUGUUUUCUUUUGCUUCAUUGAUCGAUCUUAAAAAUGUAACGCUUUCUUUCAGUGUGAAUUUGCUUUUGCUUCUGAAAAUUGUAAAUUUCGUCGAUAUUAUUUAGGGAUAGAAAUUGUCAAGUCACGAAAGUAUCCUUAUGCCGAAUAUUCUGAAAAGGUACCUGUUUAUCGAAAAGAAAAAUUAGAAACAGCGUGGUUUUGGAAGGAAAAUGAAAUGAAGAUGUACUUUUUUAAAAAUUAUCGAAUUUUUUAUGUAUUUAUGUAUAACUGGUAUUAUUUGAUAGUGCCUUCCUAAAAGAUUAGAAGAGAAAAUUCUAGAGAGAAGCUUGAUAUUACAUUUAUAAGUACUAUAUGCUCGUUAAAAUAAAUUUUUUAAACUUAAUAUAAAUGUAUUACAAAUGUCUCUACUUCUAUCUUUUCUUAUUAAAUAGUGAAGCUUAUUAGCUAGUCAAAAGAUUAUAUUAUAGCUAGUCAUUGAAAUGUGCAAUAAAACACAAAGCAGCAUUUAAUUUCUAUAUCGUAACAUUGCUCAAAACAAUUCGAGAAUAUAGUGAAAUUAUUUCAUCAAAAACAAUAAAUAAAAGCCUAAUAUCUGAUAAAAAUUUUUAAAAAAUGUUUAAUUCGCAGAACUGAUCGAAGAACUUUCUAGAAUUUAUUUUCAUAAAAAUAAUUUUCUAUCUUAAGCGAAAUAUUUUAUUAUCGUCACAUUAUUUAAAAUUAUUCUAAAAUUGCUUUGAGCAGUGAAUAUGUUGUAUGGACUGCCAUGAGAAUGAGAGGUUUAUAAUAUAAACGAUAGUACGAUCCGUGGGAUAAUAUAAAAAAUUCUUAUGCCAAAAUCCAUACAAUACACUCUUAUCCAAAAGUAUAUCGUUAUUUUAUAUUGUGCAUUUAUCAUAAACAUCUUGAAAAUAUCAGGCUUUAUCUUGUAUUUUUCCAAAUUUUACAGCACUGACCUAGUCAAAUGAAUUAUAUAACUGAAUUCAGGCAUUUCUUUUCUUACUUCGUCUUGUUAUUGAUUAAAAUAGUCUUACUUAAAAAUAAGUAAUAGUAGAAAUUCGAUCAUUUUAUCUGAUAUUCAGUAAUAAAUAAUAUGUUUUCGUCAGAAACUAUAUGAUUAAAGAAUUAUCAGGUAAAAAAUUUUUUGUUAAACUAUAUUAUUAAAUAUUUUGAUUUUAAUAUAAAUAAUAUAAAUAUAAAUAAAUAAUACGAUGUCUCGUAUAAUUGUCUCCAUACGAUAAUUUGUUCAUAAUAUGCUUUCGCGUGCAAUAAUUGCACGAAUAACUAUCGUAAAUAAUUUUUUCCUGUAAUAAGAAAUGUUAAACACAUCUGCACAAGAUAUACAUUAACUUCUUCAAAUGUAAAUCUCACAUUGCAUAAUUGUGAAAUUAAUUAAA
Messenger RNA from Frieseomelitta varia, 4513 nucleotides. RefSeq names its product serum response factor homolog (gene bs). The coding region runs from base 169 to 1290 and encodes 373 amino acids. Gene Ontology annotation, biological process: positive regulation of transcription by RNA polymerase II. NCBI's taxonomy places the organism in Eukaryota, Metazoa, Arthropoda, Insecta, Hymenoptera, Apidae. The transcript has 5 exons. Gene Ontology annotation, molecular function: RNA polymerase II cis-regulatory region sequence-specific DNA binding; DNA-binding transcription factor activity, RNA polymerase II-specific; protein dimerization activity. The record is from RefSeq and is a predicted model, not a curated record.